AUGGAUCGGCCCUCCGAAACCACCCCCGAUGGCACUUCACCACGAACCUUUGCCCUCAAUCACAGCAGACCAAAGUCCAGCUUUCAAGGCUGCUCCAGGAUAGCCGACUAUGAGCUGCAAGGCAAACUGGGCGAGGGCACCUUUGGUGAGGUCCAUCGCGCUCGAUCCCGCAAGACAGGCGCUCUUGUCGCCUUGAAGAAGAUUAUCAUGCACCAUGAAAAAGACGGUUUCCCCAUUACCGCUCUGCGAGAAAUCAAGCUGCUCAAGCUGCUGUCUCACCCAAAUAUUCUGAGAUUGGAAGACAUGGCUGUAGAGCACCCAACGAGACAGACCGACAAACGCAAGAAACCCAUUAUGUACAUGGUGACGCCCUAUAUGGAUCACGAUCUUUCGGGCCUUCUCGAUAAUCCAUCUGUUCACUUCAAAGAGGCCCAGAUCAAGUGCUAUAUGCUCCAGCUACUCCAAGGUCUGCGCUACCUUCACGAUAAUCACGUCCUCCACCGAGAUAUGAAGGCGGCCAACCUUCUCAUCAACAACAAGGGCAUCCUCCAGAUUGCCGAUUUCGGUCUGGCCCGCCACUACGACGGACAAACGCCACGAGCCGGCCAUGUUGUUGGAGAAGGCCGGCGAGACUACACCGGGCUGGUUGUCACUAGGUGGUACCGCCCGCCUGAACUUUUGCUGCAGCUAAGACGAUAUACCCCCGCUAUUGACGUCUGGGGUGUUGGCUGUGUGUUUGGAGAAAUGCUGUUCGGCAAACCCAUUCUUGCUGGCGAGAGUGACGCUCACCAACUGGAACUCAUAUGGGAUCUAAUGGGCUCGCCCACUGAUGAGACUAUGCCGGGAUGGAAGAGCUUGCCUGGAGGUGAACAUUUGUCUCCCAGGUCGCGGCCGGGAAAUCUUCAAAGCCGCUUUAGGGAGUACGGCUCUGGGGCAAUUGCUCUGCUAAAAGAUUUGUUAAAACUGGACUGGAAGACACGGAUUAAUGCCGUGGAUGCCUUGCAACAUCCGUACUUCAAGAAGGAGCCGCUACCAAUGGAACCACAUCAGCUUCCUACUUACGAAGAGAGCCAUGAGCUUGAUCGGAGAAAAUUCCACGACCGCAAAGCUGCCCUGCCCCCUGCCCCCAAGGGAGGAACGGUUGGCCUCGGUCCCGAUGCAAAUGGAGCAACUGCCGGGUUCAACAGCAAUGACGCCUACGGUGGUCGAAGUGGUGCCAACGGGGGACGCUUCAGGGGCGGUGGUCCAGACGAGAGGCGGCCUGCUUGGCGGGAUCGAGAGCGUGGGCCGCCGUCACGGCCUCCCCAGGACCGGCCGCCAAACUGGGAGGAUGCUGACCAUCGAGAUCGAGAUCGGGCGCCUCGCAACCGCGGGCCGGGCCGUGGACCAGAUAUAGACACUUAUAUUCCGAGCUAUAGGCGCGAAGAGGCGGGAGGCCAGCGCAGGGAUGAUGACCGGCCUCGUGAUGACCGACGACGCCCUACCAGUAAGGACAGUGGGCGACGAUACGACAGAGAGCGGCGAACAAGAAGCCGAAGCCGCUCGCCGAUGCAUGACAGGAAUCGCGACCGAGACAUGUAUCGACGAUGA
Molecule: messenger RNA, 1590 nt
Organism: Trichoderma aggressivum f. europaeum
Lineage: Eukaryota; Fungi; Ascomycota; Sordariomycetes; Hypocreales; Hypocreaceae
Exons: 6
Coding region: 1-1590 (529 amino acids)
Biological process (GO): protein phosphorylation; positive regulation of transcription elongation by RNA polymerase II
Cellular component (GO): nucleus; cyclin/CDK positive transcription elongation factor complex
Molecular function (GO): cyclin binding; ATP binding; RNA polymerase II CTD heptapeptide repeat kinase activity
Source: RefSeq, a predicted model, not a curated record